This is a messenger RNA of Xyrauchen texanus (razorback sucker), 3877 nucleotides long. It is a transcript of the gene tmem161b, whose product is annotated as transmembrane protein 161B. Lineage: Eukaryota; Metazoa; Chordata; Actinopteri; Cypriniformes; Catostomidae. The transcript has 12 exons. The record is from RefSeq and is a predicted model, not a curated record. The coding region runs from base 211 to 1665 and encodes 484 amino acids.
AUGAAAACACACAGUGGAUUUGCGGGUGAAUCGUUUGACUAUCAGUCGGGAUGUUUAGUUAGGCGUGCACAUGGUUUUCAUUUUACCUGUUUACCCUUAAAUAACAUCAACGCAAGACAGGCCUAUGUGCUCCGUGUCGCUGGAUUUCCGUCUAGUGGAGAUUAUAGUGUUAGCCGGCGUUGAGAUCUGUCACCGUACUGCAACAUCACUAUGGGUGUGAUCAGUGUGCAGCUGGUGGUUACCAUGGUAAUGGCCAGCGUGAUUCAGAAGAUCAUACCUCACUACUCCUUUGCACGAUGGCUCCUCUGCAGUGGCAGUCUGCGUUGGUACCAGCAUCCCACAGAAGAUGAGUUGAGGGCCUUGGCUGGAAAGCAGCAGAAAGGAGGGAAGAACAAGAAGGACAGAAAACACAAUGGCCACUUGGAAAACAAGCCAAUGACUAUUCCCAAAGACAUUGACCUUCAGUUGGAGACCAAGUGUAUUGCUGAAGUGGACACACUGGCUCUGCACUACUUCCCUGAGUUCCAGUGGCUGGUGGACUUUACGGUGGCAGCCACAGUGGUGUAUCUCAUCACUGAACUGUACUUCUGCGUGGCUGAGCCCAGUGGGGAGAUGAACAUUAGUGUGGUGUGGAGUCUGCUGGUCUUGGCCUUUGUCAUGAAGAUCCUUUUCUCCCUCACGGCUCACUACUUCAGACUAGAGGAGGGCGGUGAGCGAUCCCUCUGCAUAACCUUUGCAGCCUUCUUCUUUGUGAAAGCCAUGGCUAUUCUUAUUGUCACAGAGAACUACCUGGAAUUUGGCCUCGAGACAGGCUUUGCAAAUUUUUCAGAAAGUGCCGUGCAGUUUCUGGAGAACCAAGGCCUUGAGUCCCAGGGCCCCAUAUCCAAACUGACCUUUAAGUUGAGCCUGGCAUUGCUCUGUUCUCUCAUUGGAGCCUUUCUCACCUUCCCCGGCCUGCGAUUGGCCCAGAUGCAUCUUGAUGCCCUCACCCUAAACAACUGCAAAGUCACACAGACUUUGCUGCAUAUCAACUUCUUGGGCCCCUUAAUCAUGGUACUGCUUUGGGUGAAGCCCAUAACAAAGGAUUAUAUAAGUAAUCCCUCAUUUGGGAAAGAUAAUGUGCCUUUAAUGUCUGAAAAGACAUACGACACAUUGCGUCUAUGGGUGAUCCUACUUCUAUGUGUGCUGAGACUAGCCAUGAUGCGGCACCAUCUCCAGGCCUACCUCAACCUGGCCCAAAAAGCUGUCUUGCAGAUGAAGAAGGAAGCUGGACGCAUUAGCACCGUGGACCUCCAAAAGAUGGUUGCACAAGUCUUUUACUACCUAUGUGUAAUAGCUCUACAGUAUGUUGCACCUCUGGUAAUGCUUUUACAUACUACUUUGCUGCUUAAGACAUUGGGGGGAUAUUCCUGGGUGAUUUACCCUGAAGAGAGUUUGCCUUGUCUAACAAAUGAGGACUCUAACCCAGCUGAGGUGGGGCAAGCGGAGAUGCAGGCUUCUCACACUGUGGCCCAGUUAUCAGUUGCUCUUGGGGGACUGAGGACUGUUUUCACCCCCCUACUUUUUAGAGGGCUUCUGUCCUUCAUUACUUGGUGGAUUGCCGCCUGCCUGUUCUCCACCUCAAUCUUCGGCCUUUUCUAUCAUCAGUAUCUGAUGGCCGCAUAGCAUUGGGAGGGAUUGGGGCACCCAAGAGCCUGGACUCUUCUGACUGACCUGUGCAGCACAAAGCCCUACAACAUUCAGUUCUUCUGUGAAAGGCGUCUGCCUUGGACUUCGUUUCUCUUUUGCGGACAAGUAGUUUAACCUAACUAAUAUAAAAAUAGUAAUAUUCUGUCAUAUUCAAUUGAAGCAUUGCUGAUUUUAUAGGGGUUGGUGCCCUUGAACCAGCAGACAUUUUCAAAGGUUUUAAAGUCUUGGCGAACUUUGGGAAAGCAAGAGAUCACACUUGGUCAUACUGUAUUUAAUUUUUUAGAGUUCAAAAUGGAUGAUAUAUGAUUCAAAAGAGCUAAGGGUUUUUAAAGUGUUUUUAAAGUUGUUUUACUUCUCCAGAGUGGAAAUUGCUGGAGGGGAGAUUGUCAUGACUCGUACGUUAAAAGGAUAGUCCGUUAAAAAAUGAACAUUUUCAUUUACUCAACCUCAUGUUUUUCCUAUUUGACUUCACAAUCAACAUUCGCUUUUCAUCUUUAUACCAUAUAAUAAAAGUGAAUGGUGACUGAGGCUGUCAUUCUGCAUAAUAUUUCCUUUUGUGCCCCACAGAAGAAAGUAAGUCAUACGGGACAGCAUGAGGGUAAGUAAAUUACAGAACUUUCAUUUUUGGGUGAACUGCCCAAACAGAGUUUUAGUUGAGUACAAGUACAUUAUGGGGAAUAAUCAGAGUAUGUAUUAAAGGUGUAUUUAUUUGUCCAUUUGUCCAUUUCAGAGGGACUGAAGCCAGCCAUUUCAUAAGAAGCGUUUAGUUUGACUGUAGAAGACUGAGAGCUAAUUUAAGUAUGUGUGUGUGAGUGUGAACGAGUGACGUUUGUGUGUUAACAUCAGUGCCUGCAGGCUCGGAGUGACCCCUGCUGCUUGAGGGUAUAAAUCUAAAAAGGGCAUUUUGAUCAAGUAAAAAAGCUCACUCCCUGUCUAAAGCAGUGGCUUCCCUGUCGUUUAACCAGUCAAAUAAUUCACUUUAAGUUUCGGGUCCAUUGAGAUCAAACAGAUCCUGAAAGCACGUUCUGUGUUUCCGUGCGGAGCCUAUUCAUUUUCUGUAAUAGAUCAAAUAGCAGGAUUGGAAUUGUUUUAUGUGAAGGUGCCAAGUAAGCUUGUAUUCCCCUGUCUCCUGUGUGUGCAAUACUGUACAUCCUGCUGAAAAUCAGAAGCACACACACACAAAGUCGCUCUACAGUGUACAGCAGAACAUGGGGCUAGAUCACACGGAUAAUAUCGUCUAUGUCAAUGUUGAGAGAUUUUGGCAUUGCAGUUCCAAAAUACAGCACAGAAGCAUAUCUGAAGUGUUUUUAAGCUGUUUUAGUUUGUGUUUGUCUGUUGUUGUUAAGUGUUAUCCUACUGUAACCGUCUUUUUGUUUUUUGGAAGGUAUGAAGACAAUGAAUGUAUUCAUCCUGCCUGAUUUUUCAAAUGUAGUUACUGUGUAUUGAUUUUAUGUUGCGAAUGAAUUACAUUACACUUGGGACCCCUAUUAAACAUAGCCAAAUAUGACAUAACCUUGGUGUUUAAAAACUAUCAGUUAAAUUUAUGCUUUAAACGAGUGUCUGUUAUCAUCAACAGCACACCUUACAAUCAAUGCUUGCUAAUAUAGCUUAAAUCAUUUUUUUCUAAACAUUUGAGGGUGGAUAAUUUGUUGAUUAUCGAGAUGUGAUGAUUGAUGGACCUGAAGGGGUUUUCCUUUUAGCUGUAAACAUUCACGACUUUUGACAAUCGUCAGCCGGGCCAUUUUAGUUUUGCACCCACAUGCCGGGUUUAUUCAUUUGCCUUAUUUUGAUUCUCCCCCACUUAUUAAAUCAAAACAAGUGACCAAUAUUGAUUGAAAAUUAAGGUAUUUUCAAUGAGCAUGUCUAAGCAUUUCAAACUCUAAUGGGGAAAAAACUGUAUAUUAGGCUCAGACCUGAUCCGUAUGAAAUUGAGAUGUUCAAAUCACAAAAUGUUUUUUCCCCUUAAAUCUUCAGUAUUCCAAUAGGGAUGUAGCUGGGAUCUUGUUUUAAAAUCCAUGGGCCUAAAUGGAUCUGUUGGUCUUACUUUAAAUGUAUUUUAAGAACUUUAUUUAUUACUUUUCAGUUUGUUUAAUAAAUGAUUAUUAAGGAAAUGUCAUGCCUUUAUUUCUUUUGUCUUAAUUUUCUUUUCGUUCCAUAUUUUUGCAUGUACAUUAUUCUUGUUCUGUCA